GUGCGAGGUCAUGUGAGCUGCUGCCGGCUGAGAGGGAAAGGGGCGGGGCCCAGAACGAAGGGGCGAGGCGCCCCUUGUUUCCCUGGGGUCACGCGCAGCGGGAAGUGGCGGCUGCUGUGGAGAAUUGGAGAUGGGAACGGCCCUGGACAUCAAGAUUAAAAGAGCGAAUAAAGUUUAUCACGCCGGGGAAGUGCUCUCCGGCGUGGUGGUCAUAUCGAGUAAGGAUUCAGUCCAACACCAGGGAGUGUCUUUGACCAUGGAAGGAACUGUAAACCUCCAGCUCAGUGCCAAAAGUGUGGGUGUGUUUGAAGCUUUUUAUAAUUCUGUUAAGCCUAUCCAGAUUAUCAACAGCACCAUAGAAAUGGUGAAGCCAGGGAAGUUUCCCAGCGGCAAAACCGAAAUCCCGUUUGAAUUUCCUCUGCACGCGAAGGGUAACAAAGUUCUGUAUGAGACAUACCAUGGCGUGUUUGUCAACAUUCAGUACACACUGCGCUGCGACAUGAGGCGGUCUCUGUUGGCCAAGGACUUGACAAAGACCUGUGAAUUUAUCGUUCACUCCGCUCCUCAGAAGGGGAAAUUUACUCCCAGUCCCGUGGACUUCACGAUUACGCCUGAAACCUUACAGAACGUCAAAGAGAGAGCUUUGCUUCCCAAAUUUCUCCUUCGAGGACAUCUCAACUCAACAAACUGUGUCAUCACGCAGCCGCUGACGGGAGAGCUGGUGGUAGAGAGCUCGGAAGCCGCCAUCAGAAGCGUGGAGCUGCAGCUGGUGCGCGUGGAGACAUGCGGGUGUGCAGAAGGCUAUGCCCGCGACGCCACGGAGAUUCAGAACAUUCAGAUCGCUGACGGGGACGUGUGCCGGGGCCUCUCUGUCCCCAUCUACAUGGUCUUCCCCAGGCUGUUCACCUGCCCGACGCUGGAGACCACUAACUUCAAAGUGGAAUUUGAGGUUAACAUCGUGGUGCUUCUUCACCCUGACCACCUCAUCACGGAGAACUUCCCGCUGAAGCUCUGCAGGAUAUAGCCCGGAGGAGGGAAGCACAGAAAACGGGAGUGGCCGUCUGGAAAUCCAGCUGGUUAUCCAAAUCCUAAGGGGAGCUACAGCCAGCAUAUACUUGUUUUUGUGAUUCUUCUGUAUCAGAAAUGAAACAGACCCUCAAAUUAACUUUCCUUCCUCGUUUCUUGAGGCUUCUGCUUCCAACAGGCACCUCUAAUCAGACCUUUUCUUUGAAAUUCAAGAUUUCUUAAUGCUAUUUGCAAGACCAUUUCACAGAAAACAUUGACUGUGGCUCUUGCCUUCUAUGUUCCUUUUUAGGUAGAAACAAUUGUGACAGCAGUUUGAGCUUUGCUGGAGAGUGGGAUCAUGGGGACAAAAUGAAACCUCUCUCCAACUUGCUAAUAGAUGUAGCCGGGGACUCCCCAUAGCAAAGGGUCUGUGGCCAGUUGGCAUCCAGGAUGGCUGCAGGUACACUCGAUGGUCAGGAAGUUUGCAGAUACUCGCCAAGGCGGAGCGCAAAGUGCUAGCCACUGGAAAUGCAUGACUUCUUUCUACCCCUACUCUAUUCUGUAGGUUUUUUUUGUUUUUGUUUUUUGAGACGGAGUCUCACUCUUUCACCCAGGCUGGAGU
Molecule: messenger RNA, 1627 nt
Organism: Macaca mulatta (Rhesus monkey)
Lineage: Eukaryota; Metazoa; Chordata; Mammalia; Primates; Cercopithecidae
Gene: VPS26C
Product: VPS26 endosomal protein sorting factor C
Biological process (GO): intracellular protein transport
Source: RefSeq, marked provisional